AUGAGGAGCGGUCUGGUGCUGUGUUUGUGCCUGUGUCUGGGCGCGCGGGGCGAGGGCGGCGAGCGCGAGGCGCGCCUGGUGCGCAGCCCGCAAGGCCCGGUCAAGGGCUACAAGGACCCCGGCGACAGCAUAUUCGUCUUUUACGGGAUCCCCUAUGCUACAGCGCCUACGGGAGCUGACAGAUUUAAGGCGCCUCUUCCUGCCUCAGCAUGGUUAGACCCUUUGGAAGCCGUAGAUGAUACUAUUAUAUGUCAUCAAGCCACGCUUAAUAAUACUACGAGUAUGUUCCCAAAUAAGAUCGAAAAAGAGAACUGUCUCGUGGCAAAUGUUUUCGUCCCUGACACCGACCAAAAAAAACUACCAGUUGUGGUAUAUGUGCACGGAGGAGCAUACCAACUCGGCUUUGGAAAUCUGUUUCUACCCAAAAACUUAGCAAGAAGCAAGAAAGUCAUUGUAGUAACAUUCAACUAUCGCCUCGGAGUUCACGGAUUUCUUUGUUUAGGCACUGAAAAGGCACCAGGAAAUGCUGGAAUGAAAGAUCAAGUAGCACUUUUACAUUGGGUCAAAAAGAAUAUAGCAAGCUACGGGGGAAACCCAGAAGAUAUGACCAUAGCAGGCUACAGUGCCGGCUCUUCAGCCGUCGAUCUGUUAAUGAUUUCGCCCACUACAAGAGACUUAUUCAAUAAAGUAAUUCCAGAAAGUGGAUCUAACUUAGCCCCUUGGUCAGUUCAAAUUGACCCCCUAGAAAAUGCAAAAACCUUUGCUAGAUCCAUAGGCUUUGAAAAUGUAGAUGACGUGUACGCUUUGGAAGAGUUCUACACUACAGCGAGCUAUGACGUGUUGACAUCGGACCCCUUUUUUGACAGAACUGAUUUUACUUUUGUGUUCUCACCAUGUAUAGAGCGUAAUACGGAAGGUGCUUUCCUCACUGAGUCCCCAUACAACAUUUUAAAGAAUGGCAACUAUAGAAAAGUGCCAUUACUUUACGGUUUUGCUGGAAUGGAGGGUUUACUGCGAAUUGAUUUAUUUGAUUUGUGGAAAGAUAAAAUGAAUGCGAAUUUCUCUGCUUUUCUACCACAAGACUUACAAUUUGAAAGUGAAGAAGAAAAAGCAACAGUGGUCCAAAAAAUCAAGGAAUUUUAUUUCGGUAAAAAACCAGUCAAUGGAGAUGAAGAAUCUGUAUUAUCUUACAUAAAUUUUAUGUCAGAUUUAUAUUUCACAUAUUCUACUUUAAGAGCUGUGAACAUGCACGUAAAAGCAGGACAUGACAAGAUAUUUUUGUAUGAAUACAAUUUUGUUGAAGAUUCUACGCCUGUCAUACCCUAUACCAAGGACCAGCGAGGAGCCAACCAUUGUGCUCAAACUAGUGCUGUAUUUGACGCACCUAAUUGGCUAAGUCAGAAAGACGAGAGCAGUAUCUCAGAGGAUCUGAAAAACAUGAAGAAAGUAAUUAGAGAACUAUGGCUUAACUUUAUGACAACGGGGAGUCCGGUGCCGGCGGGCUCCGCGCUGCCCGCGUGGCCGGCGGCGGGCGCGGGCGGCGCGCCGCACAUGUCGCUGGCGCGCACGCUGCGGCUGCGCGGCGCGCUGCUGGAGGAGCGCGCGCGCUUCUGGGACGCCAUCUACGAGCGCCACUACCGCGCGCCCGCGCCGCCGCCACCGCAGCCUGCUAGACAUUCCGAGCUUUAAAACUUAAUAAAAUAAAAAUUUUAUUUAAGAUAUUAUAGAAAAAACCAAAAUAUUUUGGUUUUUCAAAAACA
Ostrinia furnacalis (Asian corn borer) is the source of this 1760-nucleotide messenger RNA. Its product is annotated as para-nitrobenzyl esterase-like. The coding region runs from base 1 to 1689 and encodes 562 amino acids. NCBI's taxonomy places the organism in Eukaryota, Metazoa, Arthropoda, Insecta, Lepidoptera, Crambidae. The transcript has 3 exons. The record is from RefSeq and is a predicted model, not a curated record.